Anthonomus grandis grandis is the source of this 869-nucleotide messenger RNA. RefSeq names its product protein C10. The record is from RefSeq and is a predicted model, not a curated record. Gene Ontology annotation, biological process: post-embryonic development. The transcript has a single exon. Bases 245 to 622 code for a protein of 125 amino acids. Lineage: Eukaryota; Metazoa; Arthropoda; Insecta; Coleoptera; Curculionidae.
CAAUGGAAACUUUGAACAAACAUAACCUCUAAUCAAAACAAAGCAAAAAACCUAAAACUACCUCCUUAGAGGCCCAAAAUCAGGAACACGCGAGUCAAAUCUCAUACUGGUAAAUUUUCUGGAUGACAAGCAAGAACACAAACCCAUAUAAUUCAAUGGAAAUUUGACUAACUGUUCUGACAACCUUACUACCAAACAUUAUAUAUAUUGUUUCUAGUUCUCAGGUUAAUUUCAUAAGAAAAAAAUGUCUAGGCAGGACAUGAUACCCUCGCUCACGCCCGAACUUGCCAUUGAGAUCCUCAAUAAAACCCUGGACUACCUCCAAAAACCGGAAAACCACCAAAAAAUCGAAGAGGCCCGCGAUAAUGUGGGCAACGAAAUGCUGAAAAUGAUGCAGUACAUCUUCCCGAUAGUGAUGGAGAUCCAGAUUGAAGUGAUUAAGUUGUAUGGCUUUCCAGAGACUAGAGAGGGAAUAAUUAAGUUUACACAGAUGGUGAGAAACCUGGAGAGGGAAGACAGUGAGGUGGCUCGACUGCACGAUUUGAUUAAGAGGUACUACUUACCUCCUGUACCGGCGAAUACUAAUAGUGAGUCUGGAGAGGAAAGAACUAGCAGUACUUAGGGAAUAUAAGAAACAAAAAUAUCAUUUGAUUUUGAGGACUCCUCCAAUUUGUUUAAGCUGUAAAGGAGACGGAUAUGUAUACAAAAAGUAUACUUAACAAACGGCUUUUAAGAAAUAUUUAUGGUUAGUUAAGUUACUAAGUUAUUAUAGUGAGCAAUUUAUAUUAAUUUUUUUUUUAUAUAAUUUUUUUGUAACAUGGUUGAUCCUUAUACUAAAUAUAUAUAAAAGUGCAUCAAAAAUUAAACAA